Messenger RNA from Physcomitrium patens, 1048 nucleotides. RefSeq names its product pathogenesis-related protein 1. Gene Ontology annotation, cellular component: extracellular region. Lineage: Eukaryota; Viridiplantae; Streptophyta; Bryopsida; Funariales; Funariaceae. The record is from RefSeq and is a predicted model, not a curated record.
UGCAAUCUACAUUCAAGCUGCAGCAUCCGCAAUCCUCUCUCAUCAACCUCCACUCGCGAGUUGGCAUUCAGAACGGCAACCAUGUCGCGGCACAUCAUCCUCCUCGCACUCCUCGUCGCAACAAUCUUCUCCGCCGCCAUCGCACAGGACGAGGCGGAGUGGGUCGAUGCCCACAACGCCGCUCGCAGCGCGGUUGGCACCCCCCCGCUUGCGUGGAACACCACUUUGGCUGACUAUGCGCUCGCGUAUACCCAGACUCUGACGGGAUCUUGCGAUGAUUGGGGUCAUUCGGGUGGGGACUAUGGCGAGAACAUCUACUGGGGCGGAAGCACCGCUGACACUCCCACCGAAGCCGUCCAACUAUGGGUCUCCGAGAGUGCAGCCUACACAUACGGCCCGUUCGAUGGCAGCACGCGGUCAUGCUGUGCGCAUUACACGCAGGUGGUGUGGAGUACCACCACCAGCGUCGGGUGUGCUAAGGUCCUGUGCGCAUCAUAUGUCAACUAUCCAGUGUUCAUGAUUUGCAGCUACUCUCCUCCAGGAAACUACGUUGGAGAGUAUCCGUACUAGAUGGAUCGACCAGUCAUCGAUCAGGCCAUGGGUGGAUCCACCGACUAGUCAACUGUGGUGAAAGGGCAACAAUGUGUCGAUAUUGUGGGAGUGAGUGUGUAGCAUGUGUAGUUCGUGAUGGACCUGCUUUGACAAAAGUGCGUCGUAAACGAUGCUCUGGAUCCGAUGUCGUUGGGGUGGGGUAAGAGUAGGUCAGCGAGCCGCUACAGUAGCGGGUUCAUAGCGAAUUCACUGUGUGACUGCGAUGGAUCGCGUUGAUAAACAUAAAAAGAAGGCCCGCACGAAAGAGUGCGGACUUGAAUAAUACGAGCAACUUAGACGUGGGAUUAGAUUACUAAUUGUUUCACCAGACCUUCUGUGGGCUGCAAAGCUGAAACCGUCAGCAAGUCUACACUCACUGCUGUAACAUCGAGUAUGUGUUGCGGGGCAAGUUGCUCCAAAGAUGUGGAACGUGGAGAUGCGUUCGGAUUUUAAGUCA